GGGGACCAACAACUGAAACAAGCGCGGUUCAUUUCUCUUCCUACACCGAAUCGAAGCGACAACACAAACGUGUAGUUAAAAAGCAUUACGAAAAGGGUUAAGUCCGACCGCCCCGGCUCUGUUGUGCGUAUGCAAUAAUCUGUGUGGCUGCCUUGGCUGCCUGCCAAAGUAUUGCCUUGCCUCCACACACACACACACACUCUCUCUCUCACUCCCCCCCUCCUCCCUUUUGCAUGAAGUAGGAUCCUUGAGCUGUUGCAGAGGCAGCCAACUGCUCCAUAUUUGGCUUCUAUUACACAUUUACAUGCUGGAGGGAGAGAGAGCUGUACUGCAGACAUCAUUCUACUACAUUAGAGGAGACAUACAAGACCUGUCUUACUGCGAGGGGGGGCAGGCUUAAAAAAAAAGAAAGAGAGAAAGAGAAACGCAACAGUUCAGACCCCUUCUUCACGCUGCACUUUACAGAAAAGGUCAAGAAAGCUCUUCAGCCGGAUUCACAGAGAAGAUAAAGCCAUGACGAGUGAAAAGGCUAUUAACAAUGUGUAUUCUGUCCAAUGGAUGUGGUUGUAGAUGAGCUUCCUGAAUUACAUUCACAUAGAAAUGCUGUCAAGAAGAAAUGCUAAAGCUGUUUUAUGAAGAAGCUGGAACUUCCUCUGAAGUACAAAAGCAUCUGUAUGACAGGUAUUUUUUAUGUGAAUAAAGGGAGUGUUGGGGUCACUGAUUGAGGCUUAACCCACGCUCAGGAGGAGGUAGCCCUGGAAAAGACUAGAGCCGUGCCACACUGAAUGUUAUUGCACAUCAACUGUUGGAAGAUUGUGCUCCCAGGGAGAUGAUUCCACAUGAAGUCUCUGGGUUUCCUUCAGGAAUUAAAUGUAACUUCCUAUUCACCAGACUGAAAUCAGCUCUAGUCAGACAGUGAGCAAGUAGUGGUGGUCGGCGGGGGUGGCAGAAAGCAAAACAUGAAAUCUAAUCAAGAACGGAGCAAUGAAAGCCUGCCACCAAAAAAACGUGAAAUUCCUGCCACAAAUCGGCCUUCUGAAGAGAAGACAGUCGGACUGACAAAUGAAAACCACCGUACGGAUAGCUUAUCAUGGCUUUCCUCCACGGCCACAAGCCAAAGCAUCCUUGGUGGACGUCAUCAUGGAUCUGUUGGAACUUCAGUAGAAGCUGGUUUACCACAGGGGGUAGGUUUACAUAAAUCAAGUUCAGCUAGCAUGGACUAUUCCCCUACCAAUGCUCCAAAGUCGGUACCAGCAGCAACAACUGUUCCUGCCAUUUACCAGACAGUACAAUCGCAGUCAGGAGCUUCAAUGUCUCCUGUGCAAUAUACUAGUGUGCCCCCAACUUUCCAGUUCAUUGGGCCACAGUAUAGUGGAACAUCAUAUGCAGGAUUCAUCAAUUCACAGCUAAUUUCACCUACAUCGAAUUCCUCAUCAGGCGCUGUAUCCUCGGCAGCAGGUGUUGCCAUUCCAUCCCAACGCUCACAGAUGGAGGCUUAUUCCACUAUGCUGGCCAACGUGAGUAGCUUAAGCCAGCAGGGACAGAAAAUUGAAUCGCACAUAGAUAGAACUCCUGGAUUAAUUACAGCAAGAUCACCGCCUACCCAGCCAAGUCAAUAUGUUCAUAUUUCUAGCUCUUCACAGAGCGGAGUCAGAACUCUCUCACCUCCAACCAUACCAGUCCACCUACAUACUCACCCUACUGUUAUUCCACAUACCCUCACUCUUAGUGGCCCCUCUCAGGUGGUUGUGCAGUACUCAGAUUCAGGCGCCCACUUUAUCACUAGAGACCCCACAAAAAAGGAUGAGAGUUUCAGGCCACAAGCCAAGGAGUUAUUAAAUGGGGAGAUGGAGAAAGUUAGGAGAUUUUUAGUACCCUCCUCUACAGAUGCACAUCUAAUGAAAGCAGGCAAUAAUAAACCAGCUUCCCAGCAUUAUGAGACAAGGCCUGUAGUGGUGCACCCAAAUACUGAUUACAGUACUCGGGAUCUCUCAGGUGUUCGUACGUCGGUCAUGGUAGUACCUAACAGCAGCACGACUGCCACAGACAUGGAUGUCUCGCAAACUAUAAAGAGAGAAGCAUCACCCUCUGCAGCUCAUAACAAGGGCAGCUUACAUUUAGGAAAACCAGCCCACCGGUCCUAUGCUUUAUCCCCACAACAGACUUUAUGCCAAGAAGGUGUAAAAACCGUUGCCACUUUAUCUCCCCACACGGUCAUCCAGACAACUCACAGUGCAGCAGAGCAACUUUCUGUCGGGCUGCCUGCUGCAGCCUUUUAUGCGGGUACACAACAGCCAGUUAUUGGCUAUCUCAGCAGUCAGCAGCAAACCAUUAGCUACCCUGGAAACUUGCCACAGCACUUGGUGAUCCCUGGCACGCAGCCCUUGCUCAUCCCAGUGGGAAAUCCGGACAUGGAAUCCUCCGGGGUGGGGGUAGCACCUGCUAUUGUCACUUCAUCUCCCCAGUUUGCAGCAGUGCCUCAUACAUUUGUCACUACGCCCAUUCCGAAGAGCGAUAACUAUGGUGCUGAGUCUCUGGCAGCACAAACUGCUUACCAGGCUGCACUCGUUCCAGCUCAAUUCCACCUCCCAGUGGUACAGCCUGUUGCUUCUUCUAUGGCAGCUGCACAAACACUGCCCCCUUACUUCACAAAAGGGUCAAUCAUUCAGCUAGCCAAUGGUGAUCUAAAGAAGGUAGAAGAUUUGAAAACAGAAGAUUUCAUACAGAGUGCCGAUAUUAGCAAUGACUUGAAAAUUGAUUCCAGCACAGUGGAGAGGAUUGAGAGCACCCAUAGUCCAGGCAUCGCUGUGGUACAAUUUUCAGUAGGAGAACAUCGGGCACAGGUCAGUGUUGAGGUUUUGAUAGAAUACCCAUUUUUUGUGUUUGGUCAAGGCUGGUCCUCGUGCAGCCCCGAAAGAACAAGCCAGCUGUUUGAUUUGCCAUGUUGCAAGCUGUCUGUUGGGGAUGUCUGCAUUUCGCUAACACUCAAGAAUCUAAAAAAUGGCUCCAUAAAAAAGGGCCAGCCUAUGGAUUCAGCUAGCAUCUUGCUGAAGCACCCAAAGAAUGACAAUUUGUCCGGAAACCGGCACAGAUAUGCAGAGCAAGAGAAUGGGGUUAAUCAGGGAAGUGCACAGUUGACUUCUGAAAACGGCGAACUGAGGCGUCCGAUAGGAUUAGCCUUUGAAGCCAAAACAGAAUCAGUAAAGCCCAGGGCAACAAGGAAGAGGAGGUGGUCCGCCCCAGAAACACGAAAACUAGAGAAAUCUGAAGAGGAACCACCAUUGACUCUUCCGAAGCCUUCUUUUAUUCCUCAGGAGGUUAAGAUUUCCAUCGAAGGUCGAUCUAAUGUAGGCAAGUGAAAAAAAAAACUUAGAGAGAAAAAAAGUAGGCUUACCCUUGUCAUUUUUAUUCAGAUUACUGUACUGUAGAAUAAAUAACCCAGUAUUUACAUGUUAUCAUCUUAUAUUAGGUUUAUGUUAUAACAUUUUAUAGUUGCGGCUGGUAUCUUGCAGGAGACUGUUGGUGCACACGUUCUUUCUACAAGUCUUUGUUAGUAGCCAGGUUGCGUGGGAGCUACUGAUGUGGCAGGAGUAUAAGCUUUCUGCGAACUUUAUGGAGAAGAAUGUAUUGAGGUAGCUCCCGUUAUGUCAUUGCGGGGUGCUACUUGCUUCUGCUUUUUUUAAUCAUUCAGAGAGGAUGACAAGGGAAAUGGAGAGAAAUUAGUCCACCCAUUUGUACUAGCAUAGCAUGCUGAUUUGGGGGGGAAUCUUCUCAUGGAUAGGUCUUGUGGCUUAAGUGCUGUGUUUAGCUGGGCCUGCGACAGAAGAAAAA
This is a messenger RNA of Spea bombifrons (plains spadefoot toad), 3831 nucleotides long. It is a transcript of the gene ATXN1, whose product is annotated as ataxin 1. Bases 960 to 3359 code for a protein of 799 amino acids. Gene Ontology annotation, cellular component: nucleus. The transcript has 7 exons. The record is from RefSeq and is a predicted model, not a curated record. Lineage: Eukaryota; Metazoa; Chordata; Amphibia; Anura; Pelobatidae. Gene Ontology annotation, biological process: negative regulation of transcription by RNA polymerase II; nervous system development. Gene Ontology annotation, molecular function: protein binding; RNA binding.